Molecule: messenger RNA, 1308 nt
Organism: Anopheles marshallii
Lineage: Eukaryota; Metazoa; Arthropoda; Insecta; Diptera; Culicidae
Product: kielin/chordin-like protein
Exons: 2
Coding region: 1-1308 (435 amino acids)
Molecular function (GO): protein binding
Source: RefSeq, a predicted model, not a curated record
AUGAAGUUUACCGCACUAGGUCCGCAAGUCACCGCGUGUGUUCUGGUGCUGAUGCUGUUCGCAUCGCCGCUGGUCGUCGCCCAGUUCCAGGAUCUGGACUGCAGCGAUCCAAACAGUUCCGGGAUCUUCCUACCGCAUCCGACCGACUGUCAGAAAUAUCUGAACUGCUGGCAGGGGCUUUUGAUUGAAGAUCUCGACAUACGUUGCCAGAACGUGCAGUGUUACAUCGAUUGCCCAUCGGACAGCUAUCUGCCGAACACAUUCGACACAAAUGACGGAAAGGAGGUUGAGACAGAGCCCAGCGAAACGUCCACCAUCCCGGCCGAUAAAAGCGAUCGAGCAAAGCGCGCGAUCGCCACGAACAACCGUGUCCACGGUCCGAUCCAGAUCGUCCCGAGCCCGUACCAGGACUACUUCCGAAACAACUUACCGGCAGCGCGGCGGCUGAAGCGUAACAUCGACCCAACCGAGCUGGUGCCGGCGGCAAUCGACUACACCGAGAACGAUCCACACCUUCAGGAGCUGUGCUGUCCGAAAUGCGUCUGUCAGCCCUGUACCGAAAUACCGACCUGUCCGCCAAACUACAAGGUCACCAUCGACGCACACGACCAGACGGGCCAGCCGGGCAAAUGCUGUCCAUCCUACCAGUGUGAACUGGUAAAAAUGUGCUACUCCGCAACGAACCGGACCUUGUACCGGGACAACGAAAGCUGGCAGGAAUCUCGCUGCACCACCUGCAGGUGUGAGGCGGGUGUGCCGAGAUGCGUAGAACCGGCCUGCAAACCGCUGAACUGCGAGCAUCAAAUCGACCUGCCGGACCGGUGCUGUCCGGUGUGCGAUCCGAAAAAGUCCAUCUUCUGCGAGGACCACAACUGUGAACUUAGCUGUCGCAAUGGGUACGAACGGCGCGGUGAUUGUGCGCUCUGCAGCUGCGUGCAGCCGCCGACGAACACAACCGAUCGAACGAUGCCGGACUACAAGACGACCGAAACAACGGCGUUGGUGGCGAACUUCACCUCCGCGGACGUUGCUACUACGAACGAUAUCGCCAGCGAGGCCGGUCAUGACGCGGAUGAGGGAUUUUUCAACAGCAUUCCUAUAUUCUUCUGGUUUGCUAUCGUCGUUCUUACUGCAGUGGCUACCCCACUUAUCUAUCGCACAAUGACCAGGGAGUGUGUCAAGACGGGGCUCAAGAUGCUUUUCACCUGCAACCAGAUAUCGCAACGUAAAAGUGCGUACAAUCGGGUGUCCAAUACGGUUCCUGUUGCACCGCCAGCAAACGGGACGGCAGCAAACAGUAUGGCCUAA